CGAGAAAUAGCCCAUCCCAGCUCAAGAACAAUGGUUCGCCACUAUUGACUUCUGUCCAUAAGAAUCUGAAGAGGUCAAAGCCCGGUUACCACAGGUCUCAGAUCGUCGACUCCCCAAGCUCUGGUUCUCCGGCAUACAUGAAGUACGAGAACAAACUCGUGCUCGCUCCUAUGGUUCGCAUAGGAACUUUACCAUUUAGAUUAUUAGCUGCUGAAUAUGGUGCUGAUAUUACAUAUGGGGAGGAAAUUAUUGAUCACAAACUGGUCAAAUGUGAGCGCAGAGUAAAUGAACAUCUUGGGUCCAUUGAUUUUGUGGAGAAGAAGACAGAAAGUGUUGUCUUCAGAACGUGCAAUGAGGAAAGAAAUAAUGUAGUAUUUCAAAUAGGAACUUCUGAUGCUGUAAGGGCUCUUGCUGCUGCUCAGAUAGUGUGUAAAGAUGUUGCAGCUGUAGAUAUAAACAUGGGAUGCCCUAAGGCAUUUUCUGUGAGCGGGGGAAUGGGAGCAGCACUGUUGAGUAAACCAGAUCUUAUUCAUGAUAUACUGACAACCUUGAAGAGAAACUUGAACACCCCAGUAACAUGUAAGAUUCGACUAUUAAAGUCAUCUCAGGAUACUGUGGAACUAGCUAGGCGAAUUGAAAAAACUGGUGUUUCUGCACUUGCUGUCCAUGGAAGGAAAGUUGCAGAUAGGCCAAGAGAUCCAGCCAAGUGGACUGAGAUAGCUGAUGUUGUAUCAUCAGUAUCCAUUCCAGUAAUAGCCAAUGGUGAUGUUUUUGAGUAUGACGAUUUUCAGCGCAUAAAAGCUGUUACAGGUGCCUCAUCGGUCAUGGUUGCUAGAGGAGCCAUCUGGAAUGCUUCUAUGUUCUCUCCUCAUGGAAAAUUACCCUGGGAAGAUGUAAAAAGAGAAUAUGUUAGAAAGAGCAUCUUAUGGGAUAAUGACAUGAAAAACACAAAGUACACUCUAAAGGAAAUGAUAAUGCAUUAUACUUGUCUUGAGCUCCCAGAGGGGAAGGGUGUGACUAAAUCCGAAUCUUUGGAAGAUCUAGCGCGACAUUAUGGAGAAGAGAAAUACUACGAUUUUGUAAUGAAAAACCGCCAAGUGAAGUAGAUAGAUAAAGUUUUGUAAGGUUUUGUUGCAGAGAGUAGAAAUGAGGGCAACCAAAGUGAUUAUAGAGUGUAUUACUGUCUCUUAUCUAUCCAUGGUAAAUUCAGAAGCCUUGCUGAAUCUGACUACAGGCUGACUCAGAGUUGAACUGGAAUUUAUGUACCUCUAAAACAUCAUUUUUUAAAUUAUUUCUGUACUUUUAGUGUGAGCAAAUGGACACCAUUGAUCAUAGAGCGUUAGCUUGCCAAUCUUUCAAUUUUUUGAAUUUACCAUAAAUAGAUUUGAUACUACGAAUAUCAGUACUUGUGAA
Messenger RNA from Humulus lupulus (European hop), 1413 nucleotides. RefSeq lists its product as uncharacterized. Gene Ontology annotation, molecular function: tRNA dihydrouridine synthase activity; flavin adenine dinucleotide binding. Gene Ontology annotation, biological process: tRNA dihydrouridine synthesis. The transcript is spliced from 9 exons. Gene Ontology annotation, cellular component: cytoplasm. Lineage: Eukaryota; Viridiplantae; Streptophyta; Magnoliopsida; Rosales; Cannabaceae. The record is from RefSeq and is a predicted model, not a curated record. The coding region runs from base 138 to 1106 and encodes 322 amino acids.